CCGGCCCCGCCCACUAAUGAGUCGCAUCUAAGCGGUCUACUCCCACAGAGCUAACUGCUAACUGUUCCAAAAACCCUACCCCCGCCGUCGCCACCCUCUCUCUCUCUCUUCCUCUUCCUCUCUUGUAUCAUGCUAUCGUCGGGACGCAGACCGUCAUAUCUUGCCGCCGGCAUGCUGCACAGCUAGUUUCUUCAUUUCUCUUCUGGAUACGCCAUGUUUGCUUCUUCCAGAAGCCUUAUCUGCCGCUUCCGCCUCAUUCUACCGGGCCAAUUCAUUCACCGAAGCUUAAGCGCGGAGCCUCUUUUAAAUGGAUAUGAGAGUGAGUCCGCCAGAAGUGGUCGCAUCAUUGAGGCCAUGCCGAGGACAAUGAUGCCUAACUCGAAGAGAACGGGUGCGAUCGCCGUCAAGUGUGGGAUGACGGCGCUGUGGGACAAGUGGGGGGCGCGGGUGCCGAUCACGAUCCUGUGGCUGGACGAUAACAUUGUUUCCCAAGUGAAGACACCGGAGAAGGAGGGGAUCGUCGCCCUGCAGAUUGGUGCAGGUCAGAAAAAAGAAAAACAUCUUAGAAAACCUGAAGUUGGGCAUUUUCGAGCUCAAGGUGUUCCUCUAAAGAGGAAACUGAGGGAGUUUCCGGUGACCGAGGAUGCUCUUCUCCCUGUUGGUACUCCAAUAACGGUUCGACAUUUUGUGCCAGGCCAGUAUGUGGAUGUAACUGGGAUUACUCGGGGUAAAGGUUUCCAGGGUGUGAUGAAAAGGCAUGGUUUUAGCGGUGGACCCGCAUCGCAUGGUACAUCAUUAGCGCACCGAGCUGGAGGUUCUACUGGUCAGAGAGAUGCUCCUGGAAAGGUUUUCAAGGGAAGAAAAAUGGCUGGUCGUAUGGGUGGAAAGCAAUGCACUGUGAAGAAUGUUUGGGUUUAUAAGAUAGAUCCUGCAAGAAAUAUGAUGUGGGUUAGAGGCCAGGUUCCUGGUGCUGAAGGAAACUUUGUUUUCGUCAAAGAUGCUGUGUACAAGAAGCCAGAAAACUCAUUGCUGCCCUUCCCCACCUAUUUUGCCCCAGUAGAUGAGGAAACCCAAGAGCUAGAACCCAUAGUUGCUGAUCUUGGGGAUGUAGAUCCUUUCAUGGCAGCUGAUUAGCAAAUUACUGGAUAUCAAAUGCUGCAAUCUCUUCUUCUUACUUGAAUUGAAUGUGAGUGCUUCCGGCAAGUGCCUUUAAGGCUUCGUUUCGGACGGCUUUUUCACUGUUUCUUGAAGCAGCUUUUCAGUACAAAAAAUUUAAUUUUUUUAACUAAAAUGCUGCUUCAAGAAGCAGUAAAAAAGCCAUCCCAAACGAAAUCUAAGAGAAUUAUCAGGUUUUUUUUGCCGUAAAUUUUAGCAGUUCACAUCAACUUGUAGAAUGAGCAUGAGCUACAACCAUUUGGCCGGAAAACCACAGCUAAUCUUUGCAAACUACUUAGAUUAUCUCCCAUAAUUAAUAUCUUGAUUCUUGGAAUAGAAAUUGUUGUGUUUCAUUAGCUCUGUAAGAAAUUUCCUGUUUAAAAAGGGCAUUUUAUGAAAUAAACAUGGUUUAGUAAUUGACCACUUAACUAUUUUUUUGCCA
Molecule: messenger RNA, 1597 nt
Organism: Dendrobium catenatum
Lineage: Eukaryota; Viridiplantae; Streptophyta; Magnoliopsida; Asparagales; Orchidaceae
Product: 50S ribosomal protein L3-2, mitochondrial
Exons: 5
Coding region: 214-1134 (306 amino acids)
Biological process (GO): translation
Cellular component (GO): ribosome; mitochondrial large ribosomal subunit
Molecular function (GO): structural constituent of ribosome
Source: RefSeq, a predicted model, not a curated record